UUUUAAGCAAACGAACAAAUUCAGCAAUAUCAUCUCGGCCUUCAGUCUUCGCACCAUUUCGUUCACAAAAGGAAUAUUCACCAUCAUCAUUAUCUAAUUGUAUUAGGAAAUCAACAAGAAUUUGCACAACUGUGGGAGGCAUUAAAUGGAAAAAUGAAACAAUUAAAAAAAAAGGAAUUGUUUCACGGCAUCAUGAUCAUUUGACGGAUGAUGAACUAAAAAAGAUAUUUCAGCAUGAAAAAGUUUCAAUUGAUACUUCACAAGGAUUGAUUUACAGAAUUUUUAUGUGGUCUUGUCUUCUAUUCCAACCCCGUGGUGGGGAGCACUAUAAAAUUUCAAUUAAGCAGUUUAAUUUUACACCUAAUGGCGGUAUUCAUUUUGCGAAGAAUUUUCAAAAAAAUGAUCAAGGGGGCGUCGAUGGAAAUUCCGAUGCCUUAAUUAUUCCUGUACCACCUGAUACGGAGGGUUAUCAAGGGCCCGUGCAUGAUUUUAAAUUUUAUUUUUCUAAAAGACUGUUGAACUCAAGUUGCGAUUCACUAUAUUUACGCAUUAAUAAAGAAGCAAAAGAUCCAUGGUUUUACGAUAUUCAAUUAGGCGAAAAUACAUGUAGAUCUCUUAUGAAAGAUAUUUGUAUUGCUGUUGGAAUUGAUAUUAAUGGUCGUGAUAUCAUUAAUCAUUCUGAACGAUCAACUCCAAUUACAUUUUUAUUCCAAAAAGGAGUGCCAAUGGUUACAACUAUGUCUUUAACUGGACAUAGAAGUGAAUCAUCAUAUCGUAUUUAUGCACGACCAUCAAAUCAACAAAGAGAAGAUGCAUUAUCAUUGUUAAUAGAUAAUGUUGGAUUGAUACCUUUAAAUAAUUUAGAGAACCUUCAA
Racocetra persica is the source of this 875-nucleotide messenger RNA. The record is from the annotation of a GenBank genome assembly. Lineage: Eukaryota; Fungi; Glomeromycota; Glomeromycetes; Diversisporales; Gigasporaceae.